UGCAGUCUGUGGUCUACGUCCUACGACUCUGUGAUUUGUGAUUUCACUUGGAGUCUGGAUAUUAAGACUAUAUUUUCAUGUUUAGAUUAUUAUAAAAUAUAAGAAAAUUUAUCAAAGAAGUCGCAAUACUUAAGUCCUUUUGGAUUAAACAAUAAACAAGCUUUAAAAUGUUAAAGGUGUACUCCAGGAUAAAUCAAAAUUUUUAUCCUCAAAAACAUCUACCCAAUACUUAUUUUGGUGGUAGCUGCAUACUUGGAAAAACUAUUCACAAUACAAUAUCUCUAAAGUUUCCCCAAGUUGCUGCUCUAAAGUUGCCUACAAAUGUUGUCAAUAUUAAUGCAACAGAAAUGGGAAGAUUUUCCCCCCUUCGGGAGCGUGAUAUCUCAGGUCCCGUUAUUAAUGCUUACAGUGAUAAGCUUAACAUGAAAAUUGAUAUCACUGUGCAAUCAGAUCCUUAUGUAAACAAAUAUGAUUGCCGUGGAGCAGUGAGUUUAUCUUCAUCAAUGCAAAGUAAUGUGCCAAGUCCAUUUAGUGGCAACCAUACUCACUUGGGUAUGCCAGGUUCCCAAUGGGGCCAAGGAUAUAAGUACUUGUCUGAUAACCUUCAAAGUGCUCAUUAUCUCACUCUCCGAAAUGAAUAUCGGGGCAAUAUUGGAGCAAUUGGAACAAGAAAAAUGAGUUCAAAUGCAAGUGAUACAUUAAGUGCUAAGGAAAAGUUAAAAAAAGCUGUUAAGGAUUAUGGUGCUACCGUAAUAGUAUUUCAUGUGACAAUCUCACUUAUGUCCUUGGGAAUUUGUUAUGUGCUGGUUUCCAGUGGUGUGGACUUAGUGGCUGUGAUGAAAUAUUUUAAUAUUGAAGAAGGAAAAUUGUCAAAUAUGAUUACAUCCAAUGCAGGGACUUUUGUCAUUGCUUAUGCUAUUCACAAAGUUUUAGCACCUGCCAGAAUAGGCAUCACAUUGACAUCAACACCUUUUAUUGUACGAUACUUAAGAAAUAAGGGUAUUUUAAAGGCAACAAAUGUAAACAAAGGUGGUGGAAACUAAUAAUUUUUGUAAGACAUGUAACACAACUGUAAUCAAUUUUAAGUAACUUGUAACAUUUUCUUGGUUUUAGCAAUCAUAUUGUUUUUUUUUAAAUUUAAAUAAAUAUUUUCAUAAUAAUUA
Molecule: messenger RNA, 1163 nt
Organism: Pieris rapae (cabbage white)
Lineage: Eukaryota; Metazoa; Arthropoda; Insecta; Lepidoptera; Pieridae
Exons: 5
Coding region: 168-1043 (291 amino acids)
Cellular component (GO): mitochondrion
Source: RefSeq, a predicted model, not a curated record